AUGACUAGCUCCCAGCUUAGGCAUCGUUUGGUGGUCAUGACCGACCCUGCCAAGGAUUAUCACAAGGUGAGGUUUGUAGAUGAUUUAAAGGGCAUAAAAAACACUGAAGUUACAAUUAUCGAAAUUGAAAAAGUCUCCAAAGGAAAAUCUACCUUCCCACAUGACUUUGAAUACGUUCAUCUUCUAGUUGGAAAUGAGGAAAGAAAAUGGGAUCCAUUGACCAAAUUUAUUGACUUCCUUAAGGAUAAUUUACACUUGCUUACCGACAAAACCAACGUGGGCUGUCACAUUUUUUUCAAGCCGGGGAAGAGCUGGAAAGAUCACACUGCGACUGAUGUGAAGCAAUAUAGAAAGUUCAUGUCAAGUCUAGAAGAAAUUUGUGGGCCUAAGGUAACUCACAUGUCCUUCAUUGACAAGUUCGAUAAUGAAGAUCUAGGCCCUAAGACUGAUGCAGAAAUUAAACUGGAUAUUGAACCUUGGAUAAAUUUGAAACUUUUAGAUUAUACCAAUAGCAGUCUUGAUGGAUUUCCCGACAUCAAAUUCCCAGAGACAUUGGAAGUUUUGAAUAUCAGUGGUGACUACUUCUUGAGUCUGUUGGAUAAUUUCACUUUCCCAUCCAAAUUAAAGGGGUUCCAGGCUGCAGAAGGCGCCCUUGUUUAUCUCAAUAGGGUAAACUUUCCAAACUCUAUCGAGACCUUGGACUUACUGGGCAAUAAAAUGUAUGUGUUGGAUGGCAUCUUGUUUCCCAAAUCCUUGACAGAUCUUGACGUUUCUGCAAACAGAAUCGAUAGCCUAUCGGGUGUCAGGUGGCCAGCAAAGCUUGAAUCACUUAGCAUUGCAAUGAACCCUAUCGAAAGCUUAAAGGGUGUAGUUUUUCCUCCUCUGUUGAAAAUCUUGGAUGCUGGAUCUAUUCCUAAUGAUGCAAUGGUUGGUGUCAAAUUUCCCGAGCUGCUUGAGGUUUUGAAUCUCCAAUCGGCAAUGACCACCCCUCGUGGAUUGAAAGUACCCUCAAAUGUCAAGACUUUGGUUUUGACAGAAGAUGGUGUUACAAGUGUCAAUACAUUGAAAUUACCAAAUGGAAUCGAGACGUUGUAUUUAAACAGAAACAAGAUCAAAACUUUAAACAAAGUUCAAUUCCCUACAAACCUUAAAGAGUUGUAUUUGGGUGACAAUCUUUUGACUACUUUGAAGAAUGUCGUGUUCCCGGAUACUUUAGAGGUACUUGAUAUCGAGAAUGAUCCUGAGUCUUUUGACAAUGAAAAGCAAAUUAUAACAUUGAGGGAUGUGACGCUCCCACCAAAUUUGAAAGUUUUGAAGCUUGGCUAUCAAGGUAUUAGAAUACUCGAGAACUACGAAUUCCCUGACAGCUUAGCCCACUUGAGUUUAACGUACAAUGACAUGAAAUCCAUAAGGAGUAUUAAAUUUGGAAACAAUUUGAAAAUACUCGACUUGAGUGGUAAUCCAGAGCUUCUAUCGCUUGAGAAUGUUAAAGUCCCCGAAUCUGUCACAGAAUUGCGUGUCCCCGAAGAAAUGGUUCCUAACUUGCCCGCGGAUGUUGUUGACAGAGCCAACAAGGGUAGCCUCAUCUUGAAAAAGAUUUACACCGACCUCAGUGUUUAUGAGGGCCCCCUUUUUGAAGAGCCUUUCGGGAAUUCCGCUGGUGAGGAUAUACAAAAAACAUCAGAAAAGAAGAGACAGGAAAGAAUCGCCAGAUUUGGAAAAGCUGAAUAG
Messenger RNA from Lodderomyces orthopsilosis Co 90-125, 1731 nucleotides. RefSeq lists its product as uncharacterized. NCBI's taxonomy places the organism in Eukaryota, Fungi, Ascomycota, Pichiomycetes, Serinales, Debaryomycetaceae. The record is from RefSeq and is a predicted model, not a curated record. The transcript has a single exon. Gene Ontology annotation, cellular component: extracellular matrix. The coding region runs from base 1 to 1731 and encodes 576 amino acids.